GGAGCUCAGUCGGGGCCUGGUGGAUUCAGGGGAAGCAAUUGAAAGCUACUCGGUCCAACGAACGUGCUCUUUAGAAAGCUUUUACUUACUUUAUAAUAUUAUUACAUUAUUCAUCCCAUGGUACAGUCAGUUUGAGACUAUUCAAGAUGGAAAAUUCUGCAUAUGUUCCCAACCCUCUACCGCCCCCAGCUUUGGUAGUGUUUUCUCAGGCAGGAGGGCUGCCUGAUGCACUUAGAAUGCAGAGGCCCUUCAAUCCACAGGCACCAGAAGCUAAGGAUUUACACGUGCCAUUUAAUGCUGGGCUUGGCCUCCGGCAUAUGGACAACUACCCUGGCUUGCCAGCCCACUUACUGCACCAUAUCCAGCCCCAGUUCUUCCAUCCAGCUCUUGACCCACGAGUCCCCUUUGGAUCCGGCGCUUUCCGACCCCUUGGUACAUCUGCAGCGCCCGAGGUCAAAGGUUUCCCUUCUGCUUUUGCCCCGCCUUCUAAGUGUCUCAAGAUUGAAACAAGCAACAGCAGUCAUCACGAAACAUCGACUGCCACGAACCACUUGUCAACUCUUUUCUCUCCCGGCAUCGCUGCUGAAGAGCGAGCUUAUCUGAACGGGCAGACCCAACAGCAGAGAGCCGAUUCAAGUUCUCCUGCUAGCGUGUCUAUCUCACCUCCUGUAGUCAAAGAAGAGAGUUCAGACGCACCGAUGUCAGAAGAUCGUGAAGGCACUGCCACUCCAGGUUCAGAGGGUACCGAGCGGUCUACUCCUGAGGAAGGACGAGGAUUUAGACUCGGACCCUUAUUCGGCCCCGGUGCUGGUCGCUGUGGGUCCGAAGCUCUGGGCCUCGGUCUUGGCCUUGGGCUUGGCCUGGGUUUCGGGCCGGCGUAUCGCUUCGCUGCUGCCAACCCUGUACUCGCCAAGGGCCGUUGCCUUCUAUUCGACCAAGGUGAGUACUUGCCGACUACUUCUCCGCACUGUCUUUGGUGGUUUUGUUAUGAAUGUUCCAGUCGAUGGAUUGCAUGCAGACAUAUCCGGAAGAAGAAGUUCCAAUCUGAUCCGUCCUGUUGCCCCGUAUGUGGGGUGACGGUGAGGCCUGGCGAACUAGAGGCACAUUUUGUCCAGGAGCUGGAGAGGCUGUACAAGCUUAAUUCCAGCAGUCGGGUUCGCAGGCACUCUCUAGAGAAUUCGCGGCCUCCAUUGCCACCGGGUCCCACUUCCUCCUCGGGCCCUCGUCGAGAAGGCUUCGGAUCAGCUGGCGACGGAACUCCGGAAGGACGGUGGGAUACUUACCAAAGGAUCAAAGCCAAUCGGCAAGGAAGGUUACGAAUUAAGAACAGAAAGAGGAAAGCGGAUGAAGCAACUUGUCCCGUCUGCAACGAGAGGGUACAGGGAAGUGUGGAGGAACUCAACAGCCACGUGGAGAUGUGCCUGAGAAAGCAUGGUGCGACGGCUGACGAAGACGAAAACGUGGACGUUGAAGGCGACAGCGAAAUGUACGAAGAAUACGAAUGGGCAGGACAGCGACGGAUACGCGCCACAACGUUACUUGUUGGUGGGUUUGCUGCUGCUGGCAUGGCAACUUCAAGCAGCCGUCCCAGCCCAGUUGAAGAAGAAGCAGAUCUUGUGGUGGAUGGCGAUGACUCGACUACAUAUGGACCGCCACAGUACUCGGAAGCUGACGUUGUGAUGACAAGUGCAGAUGGACCACGAGAGGAGAGGGAAAGGGAAGCCUUACGCGAGGCGAUAAUCAGUCCAGAUGGAGGUAAACCAGUGUCGCAAAAUAAAGCCAAUGCAACGGAAGUUGAAGUGAAGGAGGAACCCAUGUCACUGACCACUUCGAGCCAACAGCUAUCUGAUGUAGCAGAGACGACAUCGUCAGACAACACCGGGUCAGCAGCAGGAGUGGGUAGUGACGUUCAGACACGUAACCAAGUGCUAGAAGCAUUGAAAACGCGGAUCCGUGAGCUCGAGACAGAAACCAGAGCGGUUGGCGAUAAGUUCAAGUGUCUGAUAUGUAUGGAGCGCUACAAGAAGCCUGUGAUCUCUGUCUGCUGUUGGCAUGUCCACUGCGAAGAAUGCUGGCUGCAUACACUGGGAGCAAAGAAGCUGUGCCCACAGUGCAACAUGAUAACAUCCCCGUCGGAUCUGCGGAGGAUUUAUAUGUGACGCCAAGAAGAAAUGGGCUGAUCAAGCGACUUGAAGUUGACCGGGAAGUUUAGGUUCAACACCGCUGUCUGCUGUAAUAGCCUGGAUUCAGUUAUCAUCCAAGCAGCACAGAUGCACUGCAUACUGAGGAGUAACAGUGACACGACCCUUAUCUAGCCUCCCUCUCAUGACUACAGUACUCCGGCGGAGAAGUCGGCGCCCCUUCCGUCAAGUCAGGCCCCAUACGUUCGCUUCACUGCUACGCUGUUGGAGAACUCACUGCAUGUGUGUCACUACAAGAGAGGACCCAUUGUUUGAUGUGAACUGGAGAUUCUGCAUCUGUGUACUGUUCCGGACAUGGUACUAUGACAAGUACCGUAUUUACGCAUGUAUAGGCCGCAGCACAA
This is a messenger RNA of Cryptotermes secundus, 2545 nucleotides long. RefSeq names its product E3 ubiquitin-protein ligase RNF220. NCBI's taxonomy places the organism in Eukaryota, Metazoa, Arthropoda, Insecta, Blattodea, Kalotermitidae. The transcript is spliced from 12 exons. Gene Ontology annotation, molecular function: metal ion binding; ubiquitin protein ligase activity. Gene Ontology annotation, biological process: protein ubiquitination. Bases 147 to 2159 code for a protein of 670 amino acids. The record is from RefSeq and is a predicted model, not a curated record.